Messenger RNA from Hirundo rustica (Barn swallow), 1836 nucleotides. RefSeq names its product vestigial like family member 2 (gene VGLL2). Gene Ontology annotation, cellular component: nucleus. Bases 52 to 984 code for a protein of 310 amino acids. The transcript has 4 exons. Gene Ontology annotation, biological process: regulation of transcription by RNA polymerase II. NCBI's taxonomy places the organism in Eukaryota, Metazoa, Chordata, Aves, Passeriformes, Hirundinidae. The record is from RefSeq and is a predicted model, not a curated record.
UGCAGAACACGAGUUGAUGAGAAAAAAAAUACUUCUCGGCCGCGGCCAGCCAUGAGCUGUUUGGAUGUUAUGUACCAAGUUUACGGUCCUCCCCAGCCCUACUUCGCACCAGCCUACAGCCCCUACCACCAGAAACUCGCCUUUUACUCCAUAAUGCAGGAAGCCCCCGAGAGCGGCAGCAGCGCCGGCGCCGGCAGCUCCUUCUCCGGCCACCCCGCGGCCAGCAUCAAGGAGGAGGACUGCAGCCCCGAGAAGGAGCGACCCCCCGAGGCCGAGUACAUCAGCUCCCGCUGCGUCCUCUUCACCUACUUCCAGGGGGACAUCAGCGCCGUGGUGGAUGAGCACUUCAGCCGGGCGCUCAGCCAGCCCAGCAGCUUCUCCCUCGGCAGCUCGAAGGCGGCGCGGAGCGCAGGCUCCUGGCGGGACGGUUCCUUCCCAAUGAGCCAGCGCAUCUUCCCGCCGUCCUUCUGGAACAGCACGUACCAGCCCUCCUCGGUCCCCGCCAGCCUGAGCAGCCCCCUGGCAGCUGCUGCCCACGGCGAGCUGCCCUUCGCCGCCGCCACCGACCCCUACGCGCCCACCUCUCUGCACGGCCACCUGCACCAGGGCGGCCCCGAGCCCUGGCACCACGCCCACCACCACCACCACCACCACCACCACCACCCCUACAUCGGGACGCAGAGCACUGCCUACCCCCGCCCCACCGCCAUGCACGAGGUCUACGGGCCCCACUUUGACCCCCGCUACGGCUCUCUCCUGGUGCCCACCGCCUCCGUCCGCCCCCACCGCCUCACCCCCGCCUCCGUGUCCGCACCCGUCAGCCCCCCCUGCGAGCUGGGCAAGAGCGAAGCGGGUGCUGCUGCGGCCUGGACGACACCGGGCCCCUUCCCCAACGCAACAGGAGACAUGGCACAGAGCAUUGGCCUCAAUGUGGACUCAGGUUUGCAACCUCAGGAUAAAAGCAAGGAUCUGUACUGGUUUUAGAGCUGUCCUUCACUCUUCUUCCCCUGGCUCUCCCCUGUAGCUCUCUACCUGUUAGACAUGGUGGCACUGGAGCUGAAAUCGGGUCAGUUUGUAACAGCUUCUGAUCUUGGUUUGCAGCUCGCCGUUACUCCUUCUGUGGUGGAUCCCUUCUGAGCUGAUGUGCUGACUCAAAGACUCUCAGAUCCCCCCUUGCCCUUUUCCAAGCCCGCCGUGGCCCUGCUGCUCGGGGAAAGACAACGGGAUUUAAAAGGACCUGGCAUUGCAAGGGAGAUACUUUAGACGUGUUUUGGAAAGUCCUUCUGUUGCAAGAGGAGAGCCAAAGACAUUGAACUUCUAUUUAAGCAGACCCCACACCCAGACCUGCAGCCAGACUACUCUGAAAGAGUCAAAUGACAUCUUGGAUGGUGAUGCAAAACCACUGGCCUUCGUACAGGCAACAGAGGAAAUUGUGGGAGGGGGUUUAGUGGUGUGAAUACUUUUUUUAUGGCAGUGAAAGUUAUUUCUUGAAUGCAACCAUGGGAAAGCUACUAAGCAGUUUUGAACUGGAUUUUUAUUUUGCAUUAUAGAAAAGUAAAAGGAGAAGAAAUUGGAACUCAUGAACAAUUUUUGGACUAUCAAGAAACUGGUCAGAUUUUUCAGCUUUGUGGUUGUGAGUGGCAAGUGUUUGACUGAGGCCACCUGCCCUGGACUUACAGAUAUGCAGCUGUUCCCCUCACAACUGCUUAAAUCCCAGAAAGACGAAAACCAAGGUGGCACUUUUCAGAGUUUGGCACAUUUGCAUUGGCUGUAUAACAGUUGUUUGGUUGGGGGUGGGGUUGUUUGUAUGGUUUUGGUUGUUUUUUGGGGUUUUGA